GAGCCCCCCGCUCGCGGGCGUGGGACGCGGGUGGAAAACGGGCCCCCUUCAUCCCGCGGGGCUCAGAGCCGCGGCCGCCGUCCCGCGCGCGUGCCGAGCCGCCGUGGGCCGGGGUCCGCUCGGAGGGAAGGGGCUGCCGGAGUGCCUGCCGCGGCGAUCGCGUUCCUGUUGGCGUUCGCGUCCCCACCCUGAGCCCCGGCUCCACUUGCGAUCUCUCUUUCCCCUGUUCUGCAGGCUCGCUAGCGGCGUCAUGGCUCAGAGGGCCUUUCCGAAUCCUUUUGCCGAUUAUAACAAGUCCCUGGCCGAAAGCUACUUUGAUUCUUCCGGGAGGCUGACUCCUGAGUUCUCACAGCGCUUGACCAAUAAGAUUCGAGAGCUCCUUCAGCAAAUGGAAAAAGGCCUAAAGUCAGCAGAUCCUCGAGAUGGCACUGGGUACACCGGCUGGGCAGGCAUUGCUGUGCUUUACCUACAUCUCUAUGAUGUGUUUGGGGACCCUGCCUACUUGCAGAUGGCGCACGGCUAUGUAAAGCAAAGCCUAAACUGUUUGAGCAAGCGUUCCAUCACCUUCCUGUGUGGCGAUGCAGGCCCCCUGGCUGUGGCUGCCGUGCUGUAUCACAAGAUGAACAGUGAGAAGCAGGCAGAGGAUUGCAUCACACGGCUCAUUCACCUAAAUAAGAUUGAUUCCCAUACACCAAAUGAAAUGCUCUAUGGCCGCAUAGGCUACAUCUUUGCUCUGCUUUUUGUCAAUAAGAACUUUGGAGAGGAGAAGAUUCCUCAAAGCCAUAUUCAGCAGAUUUGUGAAACAAUCUUAAACUCUGGGGAAAACCUAGCUAGGAAGAGAAACUUCACGGCCAAGUCUCCACUGAUGUAUGAGUGGUACCAGGAAUAUUACGUGGGAGCUGCUCAUGGCCUGUCAGGAAUCUAUUACUACCUAAUGCAGCCCAGCCUACAGGUGAGCCACGCAAAGUUACAUAGUUUGGUGAAGCCCAGUGUAGACUUUGUCUGCCAGCUGAAGUUCUCUUCUGGCAAUUACCCUCCGUGUUUGGAUGACACCAGAGACCUGCUUGUCCACUGGUGCCACGGUGCCCCUGGGGUCAUCUACAUGCUCAUCCAGGCCUACAAGGUGUUCAAAGAGGAACAGUACCUUUAUGAUGCCUACCGUUGUGCUGAUGUGGUCUGGCAGUAUGGCCUGCUGAAGAAGGGCUACGGGUUGUGCCAUGGUGCUGCAGGGAAUGCCUAUGCCUUCCUGGCACUCUACAACCUCACACAAGAUAUGAAGUACCUGUACAGGGCCUGUAAGUUUGCUGAGUGGUGCUUAGAUUAUGGAGAGCAUGGAUGCAGGACGCCGGACACCCCCUUCUCCCUCUUUGAAGGGAUGGCUGGAACAAUCUAUUUCUUGGCUGACCUGUUAGUCCCCACAAAGGCCAAGUUCCCUGCAUUUGAGCUCUGAAAGGGCAGCAUGGCCCCUGCAGCAUGACCCUCUGUGUGUUCCAGCCUGGGCUAAGUGCUCCCAUUGCUUUUGAAGGAGCAGAAUGAAACCAUGUACUUGAGACUUGGCUUUUUAUUUCCAUAAUUUGUCUUUAGCAAUUCAGCGCCUUCCUUUUCGUACUUUUAUUUAAAAGUGUAAGUGAAAGCCAUCUUAACUUUCUUCCAUGAGAAGGAUGACUGACAGGUAUAAUAGUAUUUUGUGGCCAUUUACAUGCAUUUACAGACUUGGAGGAAAUCUUACUCUUCUUUACUUUUAUGAAUGUAAUCAUGUGUUACUGCUCUUGAAAAUGUAAGCCAUGGCUGGUAGCAUGUUAUCCCAUCUACUGAGGAGACUGAGGCAGGAGGAUCACAAGUUCAAGGCUGACCUGAGCAACUUAGUGAAACCCUGUUUCCAAAUAAAGAGAAGAGAGAGGUCUGGGGUACAGCUGAGUGGUAGACCACUUUCCUAGUGUACAAGAAACCCUAGACCCUGUCCCCAGCUCUCUCUCUCUCUCUCUCUCUCUCUCUCUCUCUCUCUCUCUCUCUCUCUCUCUCUCUCUCUCUCUCUCUCUCUCUCUCUGUCUCUCUGUCUCUCUCUGUCUCUCUCUCUCUCUCUCUCUCUCUCUCUCUCCCUCCCUCCCUCCCUCUCCCUCCCUCCGUCUCAGCUCAGGUAAACAGAUUAUAUGUAAAUGGCCAUUGUUGGAUAUUGCCUUCCAUCUCUUCUGUUGAAUAUUUUCCCUCCAACAAAGAGUAGUUUUAUGACUUUGUUUUCUCCAAGUGGUUGAUUCUUAAAGGGAACAAAAAUACAGUCCAUGCUUCUGGAAGAAAAACUGUAAGAUUACAGACUAGACUUGGCAGCUAAAUGCCAUCUUUUAAACUUCUAUUUCCUGUCUGAACUAGAAGUGCCAUUUUCAGUGAUUCCACAUAGGCACUGUAUUCUCACAAUGUCAUCAAAACUUAAAAAUGCUUGUGAUGCACACUCUGACCUGAAAGUUAAUUCAUCAACAACAGGUCCUUUUUUCUGUUAGAAUUUGGAAAUGUUUAGUUUAAGGGUGUUUGUCCUUCAGUGUUCAUAUGAGAUCAGGAAGUAGAUUUUAGUGUGAAUUUGCUGAGACAGGAUUCUAGCCUGACCUUCAACCAACAUUCAGAAGUUUAGCUUAGGUUUUCCUUGUUUUUUGUUGACUGUGCCUGAGUGUCAUGUUACCCUUUUCUGUCAAUUGAUUUCAACAUUGAUCUUUUCACUCAAUAGUACAGAAUCUACUUAUGCUUACAAAGGAGGUGGGUAGGGAGAUGCUGUAACCAAUAACUUCUAAGAGAACAGAGCUUUUGCCAGGCGGUGGUGGCACACGCCUUUAGUUCCAGCACUCCAGAGACAGAGGCAGGCAGAUCUCUGUAGUCUACAGAGCGAGUGUCACAACAGGCUCCAAAGCUAUACAGAGAAACCCUGUCUCAGAAAACCAGAGGGAGGGAGAGAGAGAGAGAGGGUGGGGGAGGGGAGAGAGAGAGAGAGGAGAGAGAACAAGAACAGAGCUUUUGACAAGAACUCUUGUUUUUAGGAGGCAUCUGAUGUUAUACCCUCCAUGCUUGUAACAGAUUACUGUUUGCAUAUCCCAAGCGAAACAGCCAUCAGAGUCUGAGACCAUGGAGUCAGCUUGGUUUGUACAUAAAGACUUUCUGGUGCUUCAAACUCUGAACAAAUGCUUUUUGACUCCUCAACUCCUCCCUUUCUCCUCAUAUCAGACCCUUUGUAACUGACUUGGGAGCAUUUUCCAGCUUUAAUACUACAGGGUCUGAGAAUAUUUAAUGUGCUGUUUCUAUUGAAUGGAAAUCAAGUCCCCAUGGAGUGUGUUGCUAUGAGGAAUAAUUCCCUGUUAUUUUCUGACUUGCACCAAAAUAGCUAAUAUAAUGAGGAAUUUUCCAGUCCUUUAGGCUGCCUACAGCAGGAUCCAAAGAGCAGCUCAGUGCUCAACUCCUAGAGUUGGAGUGUUCCUUCUGUGGCUCCUGUACGCCAGGGACUUCUGUGACAUCCGACUCUGAAAUGCUGCUGGAAGCUGUGUUAGACUACCUGGUGAAGGCUGUGCUUUGAUGGUGUCGGUAUUUAUAAGAGCCUACCAGUAGAGCGCAUUUGGUUGGCGGGCUGUCCAGCUUUAGAAAAGAAAGCCCACUUGCUUUAGUUACAUGGCUUAUAUUCUGCCUGUACCUUCAUCUACUAUAGUUACUAAAAGAAAAAGAAGCAAUGUUCUGGUUAGUCAAGAGUCUUGAUCACAGUGCUUCCCCGGGCUUCCUGAUUAAUGUAGCCCCAGAAAGAACUCAAAGCAGGAAGAGUGUUUUGAGUGACACUCGUGUUACUGUCUGAGCUGUCUUCUACAUAUUGCCAUCCAUUAACAGACCCAUCCUUCCUCACUGUAGCUUUUUAAAACUGACUACACUGAAAAAGUGUCUGUGCCACUUGUGUCCUUAUGCUACAAAGCCACAAGAGUUUUCUGGGGCUUUUAAACUCAGGUGCAGUACAAAACCCACAUGAACACCUCCCCUCUGAGGCAGAGACUGCAGGAAAUGUUUUCACUCCAUCAUUGUGCAGAAGCACAAUGAUAUUCCUCAGAUAUUUUUCUUAUUGAUUUAAAAACCUUCCAGAGGUUGCUUCCAGAAAGCUCAGUGGUAUUUCUAAUCUUCAUCCAGAGACUGGAAGGGAAAAUGUUCUGAGGCUGUCUGGUAGUGCAUUUAUUUAUUGUAUAGUUCUGCCCUUAACUUUUCAUCAUGUAAAAUGUCGGCAUUACCAUGACCACUUCCGUAAUUCCCACAGGCAUUCACCCCAUCCCGUCUUUCAUCCUUAGAGUCAUCAGGUUCCCACAUGUCACAUCCAUUUGACAUCAGAAUCCCCAUGUAGCUAGAGUUAGCUAAAGGGGUUAAGGGUGUUUUUUCUCCUUAUUCCCAUUUCACUGAGUAACUGAACGGCAGCACUCUGCUCCUGUAUCCUCGGGUCAGUUUGUAUCUGGUCUCACAGUGCCCUUGCCUUCUACCACCUAAUUCUGAAAUAAACAACGUGAGUAGGAACACUCACUUAUGAACUUCUUAGGCUCCUAGAAAUAGGUGUAGUCCCUGCUUACUCAUCCUGCAUUCCAGUUCCUCUUCUGCUUCCCUGAGACAUGUUAGAGCAUGUUUCUGAGUUCUCUAGACCAGCAGGCUGUGGGAGAAAUGUUUAUAUCCUGUAAACUGCAAACAGUCUUGGGACCAUUCGGGGAUCACCCAAGAUUACAUUGACACUUUCUGGGAAGGGCUGGGAUCAUAUCUGUAUUGACUGACUGGCCUUCAAUAAAAUUUUACUAGGCCUGA
Mesocricetus auratus (golden hamster) is the source of this 4800-nucleotide messenger RNA. RefSeq names its product LanC like 1 (gene Lancl1). Lineage: Eukaryota; Metazoa; Chordata; Mammalia; Rodentia; Cricetidae. Gene Ontology annotation, biological process: carbohydrate metabolic process; peptide modification. The record is from RefSeq and is a predicted model, not a curated record. The transcript is spliced from 9 exons. Gene Ontology annotation, cellular component: plasma membrane. Bases 251 to 1450 code for a protein of 399 amino acids.